Molecule: messenger RNA, 516 nt
Organism: Grus americana (Whooping crane)
Lineage: Eukaryota; Metazoa; Chordata; Aves; Gruiformes; Gruidae
Gene: NDUFC2
Product: NADH:ubiquinone oxidoreductase subunit C2
Exons: 3
Coding region: 45-377 (110 amino acids)
Biological process (GO): mitochondrial electron transport, NADH to ubiquinone
Cellular component (GO): mitochondrial inner membrane
Source: RefSeq, a predicted model, not a curated record
CUGCCGCACCGCUCCGCCCGGUCACCUUCGGCGGGGCGGCCGCCAUGGUGUUCCUCCCGGACGAGUCGCGGUCGCUGCCCCCGCCUCCCCUCGUCAACAAGGGUUCGGUCUGGCUGGGUCUGACCGGAUGGAUCGCGGCGCUGCUGGAUAACGGCUUCAACCACCGGCCCAUCAUCCGAGCCGGUGUUCACCGCCAGAUCCUGUUCACUACCGUGGGAUGGUUUGUUGGCUAUUACCUUGCUAAACGUACAGAGUAUGUGCACGCUAAAGUGGACAGAGAGUUGUUUGAGUACGUCAGGCAGCACCCGGAAGACUUUAAGGCAGCAGAAAAGAAGAGAAUAGGAGAGCUUUUGGAGGAUUUCCACCCAAUUCGCUGAGGUUUUCUCCAGCGGCAACAUGUCGCUGAACUGAUUCAGCACCGAGAACUUCGUCGGGCUGGCUGUAACCGUUCAACCGUCCAUGGCUUGGAAAAGGAACCAUUACUUGCUUUCAUCUAAUAAAAGCUAUGAUUAAAUA